CAUUGUGUGCAUGUCCCCGGAGCUGCUAGUGUGAGUUUCUGUGACCUUGUGUGGACAUUUUGGGUAAAAAAUGGCCCUUUGUAUAUGUCCUUGUGCAGCGAUACAGAGCUUCUUUUUAGAUCUGCGUUUUGAUCCUUGCGAGGGUGGAGUUGGGACUCGUGUGGCUUUAAUGUGAGUCAAUAUAAAGCCCCCCCCCCCCUGGAUCUGCAAACAAGUGCCGCCGACAGCCUGCCUGUGUGUAUCUGUCUGUUUCCAUACCAGCAAAUCCACGCAGAUUAGAAGGAAAUCCCAGCCUAUAUGACAUUAAGAUGGUUUUGUUUGCGGGCAGACGAUGACCCACAUACUCUGCACUCCAAAGGGAGUCCGACCUCGCUCUUCUGAGAGAAUCCACCAGGCCACGUGACCCUCUUUCCCUUUUUUGUAUUGAAAGUUUCGUAGGAAGUGUGAUAUAUGGUCAUUUCCAGGGAAAUCUUUAGUUUCUUGUAAAGUCGUGAUACUUCAGGUUCACGGCAACCAAGAAAACAGCCCCUCUGUUUCGGCAGAAGUGAUCAAGCUGCACAGAUUUGUUUUAGCUUUUGAUCUGCAUGCCCUUACGUGAAAGCUUCAAUUUCUGCUGCAUGUUUGUUCAUUUGUUUGGCUUUGGAACUGACUGAAUUUCAUAAGGAAUUAGUGUCAUUCGAACAAAUAUUUGGGGCGGUAAAGUCUACAGGCGAUGACGAAAGCACAUCGCUUUCACGCACGAUUCUCUCUCAGCGGAUGUUUCCAUAAUCCCUGUGAGUACAAGACUGUCGCUGUGAAAAGUGAGACUCCCCCUUGAGAGGGCCCCGUUGCAGAACAAUAAGGCGACGGGUGCAAGGAACCCCCCUCGGGCACCCCCGCGCCUGAGUUUCAGCGACGCCCAGGUGAAGGCUGAUUGGCUGCUCACACGCGUUGAGGCGUGCUGGCACGCUCUCCCUGGAGUGCCGCGGGCUGUUCCUCGCUCACUCUGAGCGGCGUUAAAGAGCAGGACGGUUGGCCGGUGGCGGCAUAGCGGGCGAGAUGCGGGAGUGGCAUCUCUCCUCGGGACGGGACGUCUCACUUUCCGCCAUCCUCGGCUGCUGCGGCGACAACUGCGGCGCCCGGCUUCGCUGAGGAGCAUGUGACAGGAGCGGCCGGCGGAGACCUCGCAGGGGAGCUGCCGGCUAGCUGUGUGACAGGAAGCUGGAGAGGGUCACCAUUUGUGUGGGGGGGGUGUCUGUCGAAUGAGGAACAGUGUUGCCUUUGGCUCAAGGUGGCUGCGGUGGGUAACCAGAAGAGGAAGAUCAGCCGGGGAGGGGGUGGGGGAAGACGGACAGGACGCACCACGGAGGGGUGACAAGCUGGAGUGUCUGUCCGUUCCUGGGUGCCCCCGAGGUGACACUGGAAAUACUGGGCUUUCCUUAUUACAUCUCCGGUGUGGGGGCUCCCACGGCAGGCGGCGCACCCCCAGCCUGAGCGAGAGCUUCUUCAUGGUGAGGGAUGCGGCUCUGCUCCUGCAGCAAGGCCAGAAGGCCCUCCCAACUGGCCAGAGGGCCGUCCCCCAGCACAGGCAUGCAGGGGACUUGCCGCAGCACCUCCAGGUGAUGAUUAACAUCCUGCGUUCAGAGGACAAAAUCAAGCUGGCCGUACGUCUAGAGAGUGUGCAGACCGACCGUGUCAGGUACAUGGUUGUGGUCUACACCAGUGGCCGGCAGGACGCUGAAGAGAGUGUCCUCCUGGGCAUGGAUUUCACAAACAAAGACAGCAAAAGCUGCUCCAUUGGGUUGGUCCUGCCGCUGUGGAGCGACACAAAGAUCCACCUGGAUGGGGACGGCGGCUUCAGCGUGACCACAGCGGGCAGGACGCAUAUCUUCAAGCCGGUGUCGGUGCAGGCCAUGUGGUCGGCCCUGCAGAUCCUCCACAAGGUGUGCGAGGUGUCACGCCGACACAACUACUUCCCCGGGGGCAUAGCGCUGUCCUGGACAGGCUACUACGAGAGCUGCCUGGCCUCCGAGCAGAGCUGCAUUAACGAGUGGAACUCCAUGAAGGACCUGGAGACCACGCGCCCCGACUCUCCGGCCCUCUAUGCCGACAGGCCCACUGAGAGGGAGCGGACGGAGUGUCUCGUCAGAGCCAAGCUCCGGAGCAUCAUGAUGUCCCAGGAUCUGGAAAAUGUUACCUCCAAAGAAAUCCGUACCGACCUGGAGCAGCAAAUGAACUGCAACCUGAAGGAGUACAAGGAGUUCAUUGAUAACGAGAUGCUGGUCAUCCUGGGCCAGAUGGACAAGGCCACGCCUAUCUUCGACCACCUCUAUCUGGGCUCAGAGUGGAACGCCUCGAACCUGGAGGAGCUCCAAAACUCAGGAGUUGGCUACAUCCUCAACGUCACACGGGAGAUCGAUAACUUCUUUCCCGGGACCUUCGCCUACUACAACAUCCGGGUUUAUGAUGAGGAGGCAGCCGACCUGCUGGCCCACUGGAACGACACAUACAACUUCAUCGUGAGAGCCAAAAAGAACCACUCUAAGUGCCUGGUCCACUGUAAGAUGGGCGUGAGCCGCUCCGCCUCCACGGUGAUCGCCUACGCCAUGAAGGAGUACGGCUGGUCCUUGGACAAGGCCUACAGCUUCGUCAAGCAGAAGAGGAGCAUCGCCUGCCCCAACGCCGGCUUCAUGAGGCAGCUGGCCGUGUACGAGGGCAUCCUGGAUGCCAGCAAGCAGCGGCACAAUAAGCUGUGGGGUUCCGGCCCAUACGCUGACGUUCCGGACGGGCCGCAAGGCUCGACCCAGAGCCAGGGCGCUGACGAUCCAGACGACGUGACCGCAGCACCUCCCCCCCACGACUCCUCGUGGGGGGGUGCUUCCUGCAGGGCUGUUGGGACGGAGGUAGACCCCGCCGACCCCCCUAACUUCAACUACUGCUUCCGGCGCCUCUCCGACUCUGCUCUGGACAGCGAGCCGUCCACCCCGGUCCGAACCCCGGGGGGCCCUACGGUCUACAUCGAGGUGGAGGAUGUGGAGAGGGAUGCCCUGCUGGAUGAUGCCGGCUUUGGGGGCCGCGGGGGACCCCUGGUUCACCUGCACAGGGAGCCCCUGGAGGAGCUACGUGCCCGGCUGGAAUUCAGCACCGUGGAGGAGGAGGACGAGGAGGACGUGGUGCGGGAGGAGACGGAGGCGGCCCAGCUAGAGGGGAGGGCCCCUGACCAUGGCAACGGCAGGCUGGCGUCAAGCUCCGCCUCCCUGGCAGCCCGAAACCGCUUCAACAACGAAAACGCCAACAACAGCAACCGGCUGAGUGCCAAGCGGAGCUGUCCAUCUGGCUUUGAUGACAGUGCUAGCAUCGGGAAGCCUUACAAAGUGAAGCCCUCCUACCAGCCCAGUCCGGACGGCCACCGCAUGCUGUCCGGCCGCGGGUACAAGGCGGCCACCACUGACCGGAGCCGGCGCCUUAACUCCGCCCGCUUCGGCUGCAUCGCCAAGAACACCCUGGUUUCUGCCCCCGCUCCAUGUCAUGCUGUACAAGCCCCACCCCCAGCCUUACACUUCAAGGCCUACCGCCAGCAGCCGGGAUUGUCAGCGAGCUGUGAAGGGGAUUCGCUCUGCCCCCUAGAGGCUGAUGCCAUGGAGGAUCUGCAGGAGGAUGAGCAGAUCGACAGAAAGGAGGGAGACGCCGGAUGCCGGCCGGCUUCCGCCACGAGCGAAUUGACCCUGCUGGAGCUCAGCCUUGGGGCAGACCGGCCUCCGGCGCAAGGGGACUCGGGACAGCACCAGGUGCAGCUUGAGCAGCCCGGUCUGGUCCAAAAACAGGCCAAGAGCAUGAAUGUGGAGGGUGUAGCCCCCGUCGAGGACAUGGAGAUGGACACCAGUGGGGUCAGGGAGCCUAGUCCCACUGGGACAGAAGCUCACCUACAGAAACUUGGGGUGACGAUGCCCUCUGCACUGGCCAAGCAGGGCAGCCUUACCAUCUUGCCAAGGGAUUCCCCCUCCAUAGACCCUCAGCCUAGAGAAUAGGGGCUGCUGCCUGGCACUUUGCAGUUCUAUCUCAAGCCUGCAGGGGGUGCACUGGUCGAGCUUCUAAAAAACAGCCAAAGGAAGCAAUGCAAUUUAGUCUGGAUGGUAAAUAAUCCAGUAACUGGCUCCCCACUGUUUUUCCUGCAGUUCCAGCGGGGUCUGUAGUGCUGCAGUUCUCCUCCUACAUGCAUGGGGGCGGGGUCUGUAGUGCUGCAGUUCUCCUCCUACAUGCAUGGGGGCGGGGUCUGUAGUGCUGCAGUUCUCCUCCAACAUGCAUGGGGGCGGGGUCUGUAUUGCUGCAGUUCUCGUCCAACAUGCAUGGGGGCAGGGUCUGUAGUGCUGCAGUUCUCCUGCGACAUGCAAAGGGGGCGGGGUCUGUAAUGCUGCAGUUCUCGUCCAACAUGCAUGGGGGCGGGGUCUGUAAUGCUGCAGUUCUCGUCCAACAUGCAUGGGGGCGGGGUCUGUAGUGCUGCAGUUCUCGUCCAACAUGCAUGGGGGCGGGGUCUGUAGUGCUGCAGUUCUCCUGCGACAUGCAUGGGGGCAGGGUCUGUAGUGCUGCAGUUCUCCUCCGACAUGCAUGGGGGCGGGGUCUGUAGUGCUGCAGUUCUCCUGCGACAUGCAUGGGGGCAGGGUCUGUAGUGCUGCAGUUCUCCUGCGACAUGCAUGGGGGCGGGGUCUGUAGUGCUAUAAUUCCAGAUUGAUGAGUAAUGUAAGAUAAGCCAAAAAAGGAUAGAUCUACAGGCUACUGACAGAACCAUGAAUGUUUGCCGAUAAACCUCAUGUGGACCCCCUUGCUGUUCCAGCAGCACAGCCCCAGGCACCCAUGCUGUCACUUCCUGUUUAGGUCUUUCCCUUCCUGUCCCCUUCCUUCUGCAGAUGCGGUACAUUCCUGCUUUCCGAACAGCAAGACAGAUGGUGUAAGAGUUGUGGAUCAUUUUUGACAGGCUGUAGAUAAAAGAUAAUUAAUGCUUAGUAGCUGAUUUAUUGUCCAUCCUGGUACUUAGUUUAAUUAUACUGCUAGAUGUGGUAAUUGUAGACCGUUCAAUUGCCAGGUAUCAUAUACCGUAUAAUUCUGAGCUAGACAGGAAGGGUAGGUUUAAAGGCCUCUUAGGAACACAUGACUAAGUUCUGUGUAUUCUUCAUUAGGGUGACUGCUUUUUCAGUCACGUUCUGCAAGUGCCAAACUGCCCCAAUCAGUUAACAGAUGAGCCGUCUGCUUUGAAUGACAUAUGAGCCGUUCGGUAAUGUGCCUGAGAGCGUCUUUAAAUGGCGAACGAGUCUAAUAGCUGAUUUUUGGUGAACGGACUAACUGCUAUCCACAUCAUGUAGACGAUUCUUAAAACCUGCACAGGUAGGAGAAGAACAGUCUGGGUCACAUGUCUGCUGAAUCGCCUUUUACAGCACUAACCUCAUCUGGUUAUGAUUUCUGUUAGUCAGAGGCAGAAUAUCUACCUGUAGCAAGAACUACUGGGCCCCCCUGCUGGGGCUUGAAAGUGGGUGUCGCUGGUAUACAGUUCGUUAUUCUAACCCUCUCCUCCCUGAAGCGUCUCCGCAGCUCAUCUCUAGCUCCGCAGGUCGUGAGUCAGAGAGCUGACUGAUCCAUUCUGAAACUGCAGUCUGUGAAUCUUCAUCAUAUUGUUGUGUUUUCUCCCUUCGCUGUUUUUGACGGGCAGUUUCAUCCAAGUUUGUUUUCUUCCUGCUUGUUGUUUUUUGUCUAAAAAAAGAAAAAGAAAACGCACGCUGCUUGAAAAGUAUAAUUACUGAGCGAUCCGGCAUCCGCCUGAUCUGCAGGGCAUGACCGUUGACGUACGUUCACUUGACUCACGCAGAGGAAGCAGUUUGACAGCAAAGAUGAGGACCUCCACUGGUUCGUUGGGUCUCCUCAUUUUGAUCUCGCUGGACUAGCUCUUCCAGGCCGACCGGGCCACUUGAAUCCCCGUUCAGAGGUUUACUGACGUUGACAUAAACUUUGGUGCGAGUGGCGAGAGAGCCUGUUUUCCUCAUCCCUCCAUAUGUCAGAAGAAGGUGAGAAAAGAGUGAUCAGUUCGUACCCCUAGAACCUCCCCCCCCCCCCCCCAUGCACAUACUCCGUAAACGUGUAAGCAAUCAAGGGACAGCUGGUAAUGCCACGAGGAGUUGAUGCAGCAAGGUGGAAAAGCCUCACGCUUAGUGACUCUGGACCCAGACGACGAUUAGAUUUGACUUUGGGCCAAAUAGAGGAGAACUGUUUGACCUUCUAAAGGUGGUCCCCGUGCAAGCAGCCCCGGACAACUUUGCACCCAAGGUUUCGUUGAGUUUGCUGACAGCUCCUCGCAUUUUUGAUUGCACGUGCCCUGCAGACACCGUGCCACUGAGCAGAUCCAGGGUCGGGGGGGGGGGUGUUGAUAGUCAGUUGAACGCCUCAGUAGCAGACCCUGCUUAACACUGUGCACACUGUGCACACAGACACCCAGCUACCUGCAGGUUCACAGGGUUUGUCCACUACCUUUGUGUGUGCAUGUGUGUAAUGACUAUGUACAAAAGAUGAGUAUUUAGUUACAGAACAUCUACGACUGUAUACGACGUAUGACAUCCUCCUGGCCGAGUGUUUCUUUCGUGCCUAGUGUGUGAAAUUGGCCAUUAAAAAUGACGGGAAUGUUCUUGAAGUUAGUUAAUGUUCGUAAUUGUAGAGCUGGAAACUAUUUUGGUUUGCUGUACGCAUUCAGAGUGCAAAAAUGUGACCCCCCCACAGCACAAGCAAGAAUCACUGGACUCACCAAGGAUAAGCUGUUUAAAUCAUGUUCUAAUAUGGUCUCACCGUGAUGAGGCGCCCCCUGUAGCUCAUAGACGCACAUGAACACGGCUGCUGUGUGUGUGUGGGUGUGUGUGGAUAGCCUGGGCGGCUCUCACAGAAGCCAGAGCUCGCUGGCCAGAGGCUCAAGCGAAGGCCGGUCCCUACUGAGACCCCCUGAAGCAUUUCGUAGAGCCUUUGGUUCGAGCAGCAGGCCCGUCCGUACCAAACACUGUGCAUGGACAUGAGGGCGUGCCUUGGCUUAGCUCGUUGGGCCCUCCUAGUCAACACGUCUUUGUUAUGCACAGACAUAAGUGCCUUUGGUGACGACGCCCUGGGUAUAGGCACCCCAUUGGUGCUAUCACGCUGUUAAUGUGCCGUGUAGUUUGGCUGGUGUCCACAAGGGGGCGCUGGCUGCAGCUGCUCAUCCACUCCCAAUUUGAUGACCAUCUUUGGUGACAUCUGGAUGAUUAGCAGUAAAUUUGGUGGGUGGAAACUGGAGUGUGGUCAAGUCAUUCUGGUACCUGUUUACCAUUUUAUGGGGGAGAAUGAUUUCUCUCACAAAACGCACCCAAAACACAUUGCUGUUCUUAUAUUCAACUGCUGUUUCUGUUUUUGUUUUUUUUCCCCAUCCAAACCUGGGAUAUAGACUUUUGGUAAAUAGAUGCUCUAAGCAUUAGGAAGUCACAUGAUUACAAUAUGACCUCAUCUUAGCCAACAGCCCUUGACAAAGAGAGGGAUCUAUCCUUCCUGAUACGCAUACGGGUCUGCAGCUUGGCCUGUGAUUAACAUGAAGACUGCAGGCUGUAAAAGCAUAAAUAUCAAAGAGGAUGACAAUUGUGACACAUUUGUUUUAUUUUUACUUUUUUAAUUUAAGUCAAAGUUUAUUUUACUGUGUUAAGGCAUAAUGCACUUUUUUUACAUUUGUUAAAAACAGCAUACUGUAUGUGUUCAAUAUUGGAAAUAAACUUUUUCAUUUCUGACAA
Paramormyrops kingsleyae is the source of this 7763-nucleotide messenger RNA. Its product is annotated as protein phosphatase Slingshot homolog 1-like. Gene Ontology annotation, molecular function: actin binding; phosphatase activity. The record is from RefSeq and is a predicted model, not a curated record. Lineage: Eukaryota; Metazoa; Chordata; Actinopteri; Osteoglossiformes; Mormyridae. Gene Ontology annotation, biological process: protein dephosphorylation; negative regulation of actin filament polymerization.